Ctenopharyngodon idella (grass carp) is the source of this 1499-nucleotide messenger RNA. RefSeq names its product gastrula zinc finger protein XlCGF8.2DB-like. Lineage: Eukaryota; Metazoa; Chordata; Actinopteri; Cypriniformes; Xenocyprididae. The transcript has a single exon. Gene Ontology annotation, biological process: regulation of transcription by RNA polymerase II. Gene Ontology annotation, molecular function: DNA-binding transcription activator activity, RNA polymerase II-specific; RNA polymerase II cis-regulatory region sequence-specific DNA binding. Bases 103 to 882 code for a protein of 259 amino acids. The record is from RefSeq and is a predicted model, not a curated record. Gene Ontology annotation, cellular component: nucleus.
AAAAGUGUUAAGACUCACAUGAGAAUUCACACUGGAGAGAAGCCGUUUGUUUGUGAUCAGUGUGCAGAGAGUUUCAGAUAUAAAUAAUGCUUUGAUCAUCACAUGAGGACUCACUCAGGAGAGAACUGUAUUACAUGUCAUAAGUGUGCAACGAGUUUCACAGACAGGGAUCAUCUUAAGAAUCAUGUAAAAAUUCACAUCGGAGAGAAGCCUUACAUGUGCCAUGACUGUGGAAAGACUUUCACAAACAGAGCAAACUUUGAGUUUCACAUGAGAAUUCACACUGGAGAGAAGCCAUUCACCUGCCCUCAGUGUGGAAAGAGCUUCACGAUGAAAGAUCAGCUUAAGAUUCACAUGAGAGUUCACACUGGAGAGAAGCCAUUCAAGUGUCUUCAGUGUGAAAAGAGCUUCAAGACGAAAGGAAACCUUAAGAUGCACAUCAUGAGAGUUCACACUGAAAAGAAGCCUUACUCCUGCAAAGUGUGUGGGAAGAGUUUCUCACAUAAAGAAAUUUUAACGACUCACAUGACAAUUCACACUGGAGAGAAGCCUUUCACCUGCCCUCAGUGUGGAAAGAGCUUCAUGAUGAAAGAUCAGCUUAAGGUUCACAUGAGAGUUCACACUGGAGAAAAGCCUUUUACCUGCCAAGAGUGUGGAAAGAGCUUCACGAUGAAAGAUCAGCUUAAGAUUCACAUGAGAAUUCACACUGGAGAGAAGCCAUACAAGUGUCUUCAGUGUGAAAAGAGCUUCACAACGAAAAAUCAGCUUAAGAUUCACAUGAGAGUUCACACUGGAGAGAAGCCUUACAAGUGUCUUCAGUGUGAAAAGAGCUUCACGACGAAAGGAAACCUUAAGAUGCACAUCAUGAGAGUUCAUACUUGAGAGAAACGUUUCACCUGCCCUCAAUGUGGAAAGAGUUUUACAGUGUAAGGAAAUCUUAAGAUUCACAUGAGAAUUCACACUGGUGAGAAGCCUUACAAGUGUCUUCAAUGUAAAAAGAGUUUCAAAUGUCACAUACUCCUGGAACAGCAUUUGCAAACUAGGAACUAGGGACUUUGGGGUGGUACUCGAUGUUUCGACUGCAGGGACCAGGGUCUAAUGAAGUAAAAAAAAAAAAUCCUACUCAGAAAGUCCCUGCUCAUGAGGUAGUACUUUUCCAAAGUUCUGGAACUUUCUGAGGUGGAACUUGGGCACUGAACAUGCUGAUUGGUUGAGUUCACACAGUAUUUUAUUUCAACCACCAUUUUCAAAGGGUAAAUAACACACUGUAACGUGUAUGUUUUCUGUGAUUAGUUUGCCUAAUCGUCUGACCUAGUUUUCCUGAGUUGUCUAAUUGGUCAUUCCCUUCACCUGUGUCCUGUUAAUCACCUUGUUGAGGUCCUGUUUGCUUCAUGUAUUUAUACCCUCUGUUCUCCCUCAUUCCUCAUCCAUUCUUGUCAAUGUUAGAUGUGUUAGUGUGAGUGUCCUGAGUUUUGUCAUUAAAUUCUAUUAUCAUUGUU